Molecule: messenger RNA, 9338 nt
Organism: Vicugna pacos (alpaca)
Lineage: Eukaryota; Metazoa; Chordata; Mammalia; Artiodactyla; Camelidae
Source: RefSeq, a predicted model, not a curated record
GGGCGGGGGCGGUGAGAGAGCAGGUUCAGAGCUGAUGUUCCCCGGCUCCCGGGCGUCCUCAGCGGGGCGACCUGUGGGCUGGCUGCUGUGCGGACUCUGCCUUCCAGAAAAUCCGGUCGCUCUGUUCCUCUGGCUCUGCCGGGCCCCCGCCCUCUGCGUUCCGGUGCCCCCGACCCUUCUUCCUAGGCGGUGGGAUGGUCUGUGCCUUUCGAGUCAGCGGAAGAUCCUGCCUGGCCUGUAUAUCGGCAACUUCAAAGAUGCCAGAGAUGCAGAGCAGCUGAGCAGAAACAAGGUGACACACAUUUUGUCUGUGCACGACAGCGCCAGGCCGAUGUUGGAGGGGGUUAAAUACCUGUGCAUUCCAGCAGCGGAUUCACCAUCUCAAAACCUGACAAGACAUUUCAGAGAAAGUAUUAAAUUCAUCCACGAGUGCCGGCUCGGGGGCGAGGGCUGCCUCGUACACUGCCUGGCUGGCGUCUCCCGAAGUGUGACCCUGGUGGUCGCGUACAUCAUGACGGUCACCGACUUCGGCUGGGAAGACGCCCUCCACACCGUGCGUGCAGGGAGGUCCUGCGCCAACCCCAACCUGGGCUUCCAGAGGCAGCUCCAGGAGUUCGAGAAGCACCAAGUCCACCAGUUCCGGCAGUGGCUGAGGGAGGAGUAUGGAGAGGACCCUUUGCGGGACGCAGAAGCAGCCAGAAGCAUCCUGGCCACCUCGGGGAUUCUGAAGUCCUGGGCCUUUCUCUGAAGACUGUAAUGUUCCUGACGUUUCUGAAAUGUUGCAGAGCCACAGAGUUUAGGCUGGUGCUGCCAGGAAGAAAAGCAACCCAGAGUUUAAGUGUCCAGAAGUGGUUUGUGAACCUGCCUGUUUUCCUCUCAAACCGGUACAGCAUGUCGCCAGCCACGUGCCGUCUCUGGCAAAAGAGACCUGUCUUCACCUGGUGCCACUGCUGUGGCUCCCUGUUUGCCCUGAGCCCCGCUGCCCAGGCCGUCUCCGCGGCCUGCCGUGCCCCCUCUGCUCCUGGAGCGCGGCUCCCGGGCUGUGUUCCAUCCCUGGUUUUGUUCCCCGUGUGGCCUUGGCGCCCACACGUGUUUCUGUUGGUGAAGGCAGCCCUCCACGUUGAGCCCCGCCGCCCGCCUUCCUCCUCAGCCGGGUGGGGACCCCACGCCACCAGGCCGUUGGGGGCUGCUUUCCAGAGGGUGGGGUGGUGACCUGCUUCCCUGUGGGAGAACGUGGGUCCCCGUGGGCCGGGGUCCCGGGGGAUGCGGCGUCCAGUGCCUUCUCCUGAUUCCGUGUUCAGCUUCGAUUUGAAGGACGCUAACUGGUGUGAAGAGCAGUUGAAGUCAAUUUCUCAACUUUUUCUCGUCUCAGUCCAGCAGGGGAGAAGGAAACCUAACUUUUACUUAAAGGAUAGGUUUGGCUUGAGCUCAGGGAGCUGACAGGGUGGGCUCAUUGGCGGAGGUGUGUGCUUGGCCUGUGUUCUGAGUCGGGGCGGGGGCGGGGCGAUGAGUUGGGUGAAGAGGACCCCUCGUGCCCAGCAGCCCCUGGCCGGUGUGGGAUGACAGUUCAGAUCCAUUUGGAGCAUUAAAAUGCUUGUUCUGACUCAACAGGCCCGCCUGGGUGAAGCAUGGGUAAUCCAGGUGUAGGUGCUGGACCUGGAAGCCCUGAGAUGCCCCCCAGUCCCCUCCUGUGAAGAUCGGACUUGAGCAGCAGCCCAGCCCAGGGCGAGCCUUGGAAGACCCCUGGGCAGCACACAGGCCCCUCGCCAGGUGGCUGUCCGGUGCUCUGCAGGCCACAGGCCGUCCCCCGCAGCGGUGUAGGCCGGAGAGAAGAUGGUAUUUCAUUCACCUGAGGCUCAGAGAGCCCAGGAAACAUACCAGAAACUAAAGAUGUUAGCGAUGCUUUGCUUGAACCUGGGUUUUCUGGUCCCAAAUCAGUGGGCAGGGUGAGAGGGAGGGCCCGGGUGCCCCAGGCUCUGCACGCAGAGGCUUUGAGGCCCCAGCGCCAGGGCCUCUGGGGAAGGGCCAGCACCACUGCAGCGUGCGUGGCCGUGAAGCUGGAGCCUCUGUUUGCCUGUUUCCCCCGCGCUCUCUCUGGGGGUGAUUUUGGGCCACUGUGGGGUGGUGGUCAGUUCCUGUGACCAGACCAGGUGUCCGGGUCUCGUGGAGAUGGGGACGGUGGACUCCCCCAGCCCCGAGGGCCCUCCUUGUCGGGUAAGGGGGCCGUGGCUCCGGGCAGUUCUCUCAGGCUGCCUCUUCUGUGGUUUUCUUCGAACGCCGGUCCGCCCAGCCCAGGUCCACCGUGAGGGAGGCCUGCCCUGCCUCCGUCAUCCAGCCCCUUGUUGGUUCGCUUGACGAAGGCUCGUUCGUCCCAGCAGGUGCUGUGGGACUCAGGCAGGACACACAGACCCACCCCUGGUUCUCAGAAGACUGGCUUGGUGGGGGGUGGCAGCGAGGAAAACUGGCAGUUGCAGAGCAGGCUGCGAGCACCAGGCAGGUGCUCCUGUGCCGUGUGGGGAAGGGAGACACCUUUCCAGGUUGGGGGAGGGAGAUCGUGUUCGGGAAGGCACCUCAGAGAAGGUGGUACUGAACUGGAGGCCUGAAGAUGGGUGCUGAGCAAUCAGCACUAUGGGCAGAGGGGAGUCCAGGCAGAGGCCUGCACGAUCGCUUUGUGUGACAGGAACCGGUGCUGGGGGGCAGUGAUGGGAGCUACAGACACAGGCAGAGGCCCAGGCGUCCACUGUCCACUUGGUGCUGCUGUCCAGUGACUGGUGACUCCUCACACCUGCCUUGAAGCUGACCAGCUCAGAGGUCUGGUCCCGAGCAUGCAGCCUUGUGAGCAGCCGGUCUGCGGACCGGAGGGGGCUCCUGAAUGUGCUGGGCGCACUGGCACAGUGGCAGGUGUGCAGGGGGGAGUGGGGGUCCAUGAGGGGCUGGUCAGGAGGCCAUGACCACGGCCGUCCAGGUGACAAACGGGGGCCUGGAAGGGGACUGUGGUGUGGAGGCGAAGGGGCUGAGGAGGCUGGGGGAGGAGGGGUGCUCCUGGUGCGGCUCUCCCGAGUCUGGUCUCCCCCGCCGUGGCAGGGUGUGGGCUCUGCCCUGUCCAGGGGGGACUGAAGGGUGCUGCCGGCCCAAGGCCCCCACAGGUGCACCCCUGGUGGGACCCUGCUUUGCACAUAAGGUGCUCAGGUCUGUCCUCACACCCAUGACCGACUUCCAGGAAGCAGACUUGUGACACUUAAUGUUCAAUUCAAAUGUCCAGUUUCUUACUUUAUUGGGAAAGAUAAAAUAUUUGCUUUGUGAAGACUAACUUUAUCCCCUAACCAGGCUGUCUGUCUCUCAUUAUCAAGAUUUUUGGAAACCAGCAGAUGUACACCGUGACGUACACAAUGUUGUAUGUCAGUUAUGUCUCAAUAAAGCUGAAGAAAAAAGGGAAAGCAUGUUUAGUCCUGAGACGCUGCCCUGUGCUACGGACGUGGGGCUGACACCUGGGGUGCGGUGUCCUGACAGGCGUGUCCCGAGAGGUGUGGGCCACGUGCCACCUGGCACACGUCUGCAGCCUCAGUCCCUCCUGAAGUCCCUGUGCUGGUCCUCACAGGCAGCCUCCCCCUGCCCGGCAGCUUCUGACUCAACUCCGUUUCUCAGAGCACCUUUGUUAACCUUUGGCUUCUCUGGGUCUGGUUCCCGCUGGUGGCUUUUUUGUGUAAAAGGUGCUGGUUCCUUCCAGCUUCUGUCUCAGCAGGAAACCCCACACCUGACUUCUGGGGCCGCUUCCUGCUGCUGGUGCACGGAGACAGCCUGCUAGUUGGUGUGCCUGUGUGCGUGUGUGUGUGCGCACGCGCACACACACAUGCACAGCUGUCUUUUGUUGCUUGUUCAUUUUAUUUUGGAGAAAUCCUUAGCCUUUGAGGAAUCCUGUGAGCCCAGGUUCCUUAGACGGCGUGGCCAGGGAGCCCAGGAAAGGCAGAGCUGGUCACCACGGGCUGCCCUGCAGCUAGCACCUAGUCCUGGAAACGGGGAACACACACAGAGACUCAGCAUCCUGUGAUCCCACACUGGAUGACCCCUCCCAUCCUGACUCUGAGUUAUUAAUAAUUUUAUCAAGAAUGUGCUUUCAACACGCUUGUAUUUACAGACGUACUUAACAAGAAAUCACCAAGACUUCAGAGGGAAGUUCCUCUUCCCUUUCCUUUUUAUGGCCCAGAGACAAGGAGAAACGGAGAAAAAAAAAUGCCUUUGACUUGUGCUGGAGGCUUGAGAACGUCCACUGUCCCUUCUGAGGGUCUGCUGGGGCCUCCUUAGGCCCCGGGCCCACCAGCUGUCAGAUGCUUGACUGCGGGGACACCGGCCGCAUUUCACCCGGACCCUUGGCUUUCUUGCUUUCCUCCCAGUGAGAUUUUGAGAACUGUGGCUGCAACGGCGGGACGUGCUUAUUUCAGCCAGUGUCAGAGUCAGUGUUCUGGUUGCAGCGUGGCCUCAGCCACGUCGGGCAGCAGUGGGUUAGAGGCUGCAGUGCUGGUCGGGGCCGUCCGCCGGGGGAAGAGUCGCAGUCCAGGCUGAACACCUGCAAGCCUGGGCUGCGUCGGCUCUGGACACAUUGUGGGUCAGAAGAGUUAGCAGUAGGCAGUUCACUUUCCUGGAGCCUUGGGUUCGGCUGUGAGUGAUCUAAAGGGCUCUCUUGUAACUGGAAGCCCAGGGCCGCCCGUGUUCUGAUCCAGGUGGUCUGGCUGCAUGUGUGGGGGCAGGUUUGGUAGGGGAGAUGGGAUGGGAUUGGACCAAGGCCUGUCUGGGAAGGCUGUGGGGGUAGAGGGGACUGAUUCUGGGGGUGAACAAUUCCUUCUAGUUUGGGACAGUUUUUGGAAACAGUGCUGAUCACGCCAAGGGCAUUUCCCAGCUCGACCCAGGGAGGCUCACAGCUCACGGGGGCUCAGCGCCCAGCCUCUGGGACGCACACGCAUGACAAGUGGCACGUGUGAUGGAACACUGAUGUGUGUGGGCCCCCCCCAGAGUCCGCUCACCUCAGACGUGGCCAGACCGGCACAAACAGGAGCCGUGCUCUCUGGUGAGCGGGCCUGCCUCUCAGUCGGCUCUGGGUUUCCCCAAGGCACCAAUGGGGAGACUCUUGGAAAAUAAAAAUCAAAAGGCCUCCGUGUGUGCACCAGAGAAAUGUCAUCUUCUGCUUUGCAAAGGGUGUGCCCUUCACAGCGAGAGGCCACGGGGUGCAGAGCUUCCUCAGAAGGGAGUCUGCAGAGCCUUGCCAUGUACUGGGCCAGAUGGUCAGUCCUCCUCGGUCUGUGUGAAGCCACGCUGAUGUGGUGGUAGGAGGUGUGAGGCAGGACCAGUGCUCCCUGUCCGCAGAGGCCCUUGUGAACCUCCAGAGGCCAGGUGCAUCUCGGGGCUUGCAGCAGUGGCUGCCUCUCUCCUGCCUCGAUACUCACAGUCGCGCAGCACAGGGGCCUGUGCUCUGCCCUGCCGCGCCCUUCCCGAAUCUCCCGCCCGCCGGGAGCUCAGCGGUGCCGGUCCUGAUGCGCAGGUCAGGGCAGAGGUGACCAGGCAGCCUGGCUGCGGUCCGCUUUGAUCCCAGUUCUCUGGAAUACCUUGGGGAAGUCCCCAAGAAGGCAGCCCACUCAUGUGGGGAACUUCUCUGGACCGGCGUGGAAGAAACCCCCUAGAGGGGUGAGCAGAGCUGGACGGUGCCCCCCGGGAGCUCGGUGCUGCGGCCGCAGCCCACCUCACGGCUGCCCGGGUGUCGCCGUGUGGCCUAGGAAGGCCCUUCUGCCCCCGGCUAGGUGACAAGACGGUCAGCCUGAGGAAGGUCAGCUGUCACUGAGCGCUCAGAGUGUGACAUUUCCUUGAAACCACAUCCUUUCGACAACUCAUGGGAUAAGUUUUACUGUUAUCCCCAGUUUCCAGACAAAGAAACCAAAUUCUUGAGAACUUGAGUGUUGCCUGGUCUCAGGCCAGAAAGUGGCCGAUGAGGCCUGGAGUCCAGGCAGCCUGGCCCAGCCGCACCAGGCCACCGCUCCCUUCAAAAUGCCAGCACGCCUGGAGGGGCCGUGCUGGGGCUCUCUCCUGAAGGUCAGGGGCCUCGUGGGGAGGCCAGGGAGGGACACAGGCUGGCACGAGGAAAAGCUGUUUCUUCUUUCCGCCGGAGCCCCGAGCGUGGCCCCUGUGCCUGCCUUCUGCCUCCAGUGGCGGGCCUGACUUAGCCUGGAGAGGUGGACAGGGUCCCAGGGCCCGGGAGGCCUCUGCAGGAACACAGAUUGGCCCUGCCCGGGGGGCUUGGAACCCGCACCCUAAGCAGUGGGGCUCUGCCCUUGAUGCCCCGUGGAUGAAUGCAUUCAGGAGAUCCAGUGGGGUUUUUGCAAGAAGCUCAGGGAUUUGCUGUUGUUCAGCUCAGAUCACUCAGUGGAGACCCUCGUCGAAGACAGAGGUGAGGGAGGCAACGUGGACAUUGGAGCAGAGGCGGUGACCUCCUUCCGACCCCUGGGGCUGACGGCAGGUCGGGGAGACAGGGUUACAGAGCCUGCUGAGGACUGGGGUGCAGGGCCCAGCAGGAUUUGGGCAGGGCGGGAGGCCACGUCGGGGAGGAGUUCCCACUCUGUGUCCUGUCCUGUCCACCCAAACCGAUGCAGAGCCGGCCAGCGGGGAGUUCUGCGCACUGUGGGCUGUGGGGGGCACAGCAGCGUGUCCCCCUCCUACAGGUAGCCCUGACCCUCAGCACUGGGGGGCGGACACGGAGUGAUAGGAUGGAGGAAGUGCCACCGCUUCCAAGAAGCAGCUGGGUAUCGGCGCCAGUGCCGCAGCUGGUCUGAGAGGCAGCCUGGGUUCUCCUACACGCUCUGUGCCAAAAGCAGGCUAUUAGGAGCUUGGCCUGUGACUCACCGCUUUCAUCUUUAAAAAGCAACCUAGAAGCAUCCAUGCCUGCCCGUGUGCCCCUGAUCUGUACUUUCCCGUGGCCUCUCCAGAGAGAAGACACCCUCCAAGGGACGGCUGUCGGGGUCAGGUGGCAUCUGACUUCUGCUGUGAACCAUGCCCGUCCGUGAAGGGGAGGAGAGCUCGCACCUGUCACCCCAGGGUCCCCAGGGCUGCCCAGAGGGAGCGGAGGAGUUAGCCUUGGCAGCCCUGUCUUCAAAGACUGUUGAAUUGAGGGGAGAAGGCAGUCAAUCUGGAGUGCUCUGUGCCCAGAUGCUGCACAUGGAAGCACCAGCACAGGCCAAGAAGACCACUGCCUGGUGGAGAGUGUGCUGGGGGUGGGGCCGAGGUGGGAGCUUGCGGCACGUUGGCGGUUGGGGGGGAGGCGGAGGUGCAGGCAGGAUGGGUGCACUGGUUAGGAGGGAAAGGCAGCGGCAGCCAAGGCCGGGCCUGGUGAUGACAGGUCAUGCAGGGUGGGCUACAGGCAGGAGGCAGAGCUGGGGGGACAGGCACCCCAGCCCAGGUGGACAGCCCACAGGAGCCCCCAAAGACAACCUGCCAAGCGAGGUGCCUGACAACGUGUUUCGUUGUCACCUUGAAGAAGUGGCAGGUGGUGCCGGCUCGAGUUCUCAGAGGCAGAAACAGUCAAGGCGUGAAGAUCGUUGGUGGUCACACCUGUGAGAGGGGGGAAGCAGGCUCACGGGGCAGAGGGGCUACCUGCUCCCAGCCACAGGGCCCUGGGGGGCGGCUGGGCGCCCCAGAAGUGCGGCCAGUGGUGCUCACCGCGCUCACGGGAUCUGCAGGGUGACCAGGUGCUGAAGUGCGACCCUGCAGAGGUGCUUCUGCACAAACGUGCCACCUGCAGGACCAGCCCCCCAGUGCUGGGGCUUCCGGGCGCUGGGUCGCUGGGUGCCCCUCAAGACCUGACGUACCCCUUCCCCCGGGCGCAGCCCCAGGACUUGGGGGAGGCCUGCUCUCCUCACAGGGGUCCGCCGCUCCCUGUGCAGGAGAUGCGGAGACACACUGGCCACAGAGCAUUUAUUCAAGAUUAUUUUCAGUGAUACACAACUGAGAGUCAGUCUGCUUUUGACCACCACCAAGAGCCAGCCACCCUGAACCGUUUCAGUGCUGAAGUACACCGCACCCAAAUUCUUCUGUAGGUCUAAGUUCUAUAUGAGUCUAAGGCUGUGCCUGCUGUAGUGUUUUGAUAAAUAACGCCAGCUUCAUACGUGCAGGCUUUUAUUACACAGCCUUUAGUCAGCAGCGUAUCCUCCACGGACGUGAAUGUGGAGAACUCCCGCUUAGCAGCAGCGCUGGCGGGAGGGGAUCCGCCCUCUUUGUUCUGUCUUCGUCUUCCAAGUUCCGAAGGUUUGCCGCACCAGCCCCGUGGGGAAGUUUGGCCUCCAGCCUGUAGAGUAGAUUCAGAACAGCCAAGGAGGGGACCGCCAGCGACUUCAGCCUGGCUCCUGCGUGACCACGUGCGGCCACUUGAACAUUUACUUGCCUUGACAAGCUGUUGGCUGCACAGACGUUUGAGAGCCACCAGAAUUGGUCCCAAAGAAGCACAGACAUGCUAUUUGUGGAAUCUGAAGAGAAAUGGGGUUUCUAUGAACCUCUCCCAAUCUUACCCUUCUGUUUAAUAGUUUUCCUAUUUGUGUGUCUGUUGCUUAACAUGAGAGGAAAUUUUCAAAAUUGAAGCCAAAUUGGUCUAUGAUCAAUGAUGAAUGAAGGUAGACUGGCAAGUCUGACAUAAAGAGAAGUUCAGUUUCCUAGUCGGCUGUGAAAAAGAAAGAAGUCACGCCAUUUGCAGCACCAUGGAUAGACCUGGAGAUCGUCACUCUACGUGAAGUCAGCCAGAAAGAGAAAGAAAAAUGCCACAUGAUAUCACUCAUAUGUGGAACCUAAAAAAGAAAACCGAAGACACUGAUGAACCAACUUACAAGACAGAAACAAACUCUCAGAGAGAGCAGUCUUUCGGUGACCCGAGAGGGAAGAGCAGUGGGCAGGGGUAAGCGGGGAAUCUGAGGUUUGCAGACACCAACUGCUGUCCAUAAAGUAGGUAAACAGCAAACGGCUUCGUGCAGCACGGGGAGCCGCGUUCGGUGUCCCGCAGCGGCCUAUGAUGGAAAAGAAGAUGAAAACGAGUUUACAUGUGCGACUGAAACGUGAUGCUGUGACCAGAAGUUGAUGUAACCCUGUAAAUGACUACACUUAAAUAAAAAAAGAGAAGUUCCGUUUUGACAAAAUCACUGACAAUUGCCGAAAUUAUUCAUUAGCGUGACAGACCAACAGAUAGGUAUGUUUCUUCAAAUACACUUUAUUGCAGUUAAAAAGUAUUCGUCCAUGACUUUUUCCUCUUUUUUUUACCACGAUAUUGUUUUAUUUUUGUUCUUAUUUAUUUAUUGGCAUGCCAAUGAAUGUAA